AUGUUCAACUUCAUCAAGCACCUUUACCUAACGUUACUCGUGAGCGAGCAGGCUCUCUUCACUCUGCUAACUUUGCCACAAAAUGGCCAAAAAUAUGUUUUUGAACUGCCCGAUUUGAACUUGCCUCCCCCAGAUGAAAGCCCCCUCCACUCCCUAUAUUCCUUGCCGCCAACCCGAAAUUUGCAUGCCGAUGAGUCCGAUUCUGUCUUGCGGAGGAAACAAGCAAUAUUGCAUCGCGAUGACACCCCGCACUAUUCAUCAUCAAUCAUUCAUCACUCAGCCGGUUCUCUCAAGCGCAAAACCAACAAUCUAGAUACCAAACUUUCAGCAAAUCACGUCGCGCGCAUGGUGGUGAAGAGACGGAAGGCUAUUCCCAAUGACCAAGUAGAAGACAAACCUCGCGAUAAUGGGGAAAUCGUCGACCAAGAUUCCACUUCAAAUCCCUCCGCAGCUCUCGACAUACAUCAUACAUCAACUAAAAACUUGAAAAAUAAACUCAGUCCUCAAAAUACGCACAAUCUUCCUCUAGGAUCAAGGCGAGAUGCACACGAAAUUCCAAAUCUCAAUGACUGGAAUUUCCUCAAAAAAGACGCACGCAAGAGCAGAAACAAUAUUCCGGAGGACCAGAAAAAAACUAGGACUGAUUGGAUGUUUGACUUCAUUGAAAAAUUGAAUAGCCAGGAAGGGUAUAGUCAAAAGGAUAAAAUACUUAGUACGAUCGCAUGCAAGAAAGCAGCUUUGAUUCUGAAGAUGUAUGACAAAUGCAAGGAAAAGUUUCCUUAUCCAUCCGGAAUGCACAGAAAUGGUAGACAAGCAGUCGUGUUAAAGAACAUACUUUGGAUUUCAAGGGAAAAACUUGAGCUUGGAAGAUUCAGAGACGGCUUUGAAAAAAAUUUACUCGCAUUGGUAACCGGUCUGCAAUCCAGAAAGCGAAAUUCCUCAAAAGAAAUCCUACGAUUUGAUUCCAAAACCUCGCUGAUAUUGGAAUAUGUAUCAAAGAUAAACAUAAUUACUACAAGCUUGGCCGUGCUCUAUCUUGCGUUAUUUCAGGAACAUGGCGAAGGAGGGCUGACAAAGGAAUUCGUACAAGCUGUAUUAGAUUUUCUGAAGGAUUUCUGGACCAAGAUUGACAAAGGCGACAACGCGGAUCUUCAAAAAAGAAUUUUCGCUCAGCACUUGCAUCGUCUGUUGAGUUUGGAGGAGGAGGAUCUUGAUCUCGGCCACAAGAACAUGCCGCAAUGUAUCAUGGCAGUUUCUUGGAAUAUUAUUGAGUAUUGGUCAGAAAUAAAAUAUCCCAAGUUGGAAGUUUCAGGCAGGAAGGACUAUCGGGUGUCAAUGACUGAAAUAAUCAACAAGAUCAUUUUUUUCUCUGAUUAUGAGUUGUAA
Puccinia graminis f. sp. tritici CRL 75-36-700-3 is the source of this 1386-nucleotide messenger RNA. RefSeq lists its product as uncharacterized. The transcript has a single exon. Lineage: Eukaryota; Fungi; Basidiomycota; Pucciniomycetes; Pucciniales; Pucciniaceae. The coding region runs from base 1 to 1386 and encodes 461 amino acids. The record is from RefSeq and is a predicted model, not a curated record.